UGGUGGCCGCGCGGGCGACGGCUCCUCUGCUGAUGCUGGCGAUGAUGCCGGUGGCCGUCGUGCCCGAGGUCCUGUUGGCCCUCUCCCCGGCGGCCACUGCCGAACAAGGUGCAGAAGAUGACGCCUCGCCGGGACUCAGUCGACCAAAAGGAAUGGAUUCCCUGGGUCCACUGGAGUUCAGCGAUAUCUUCCCAGGCAACAAGUAUCUCUACGACAAAAUGAGGCCUCCGAAAUAUAAAGGGAAGGCUACACAGGUCUACUUCCAUGUAACCGUGAUGAGUUUGGACUCCAUCGACGAAGGAUCCAUGACGUACGCUGCCGACAUCUUCUUUGCGCAGAGCUGGCGAGAUGAACGGCUCAGGUUCAACCAGAAGAUGCAAAACCAAACCGGAUACUACAGGCUUUUACCAGUUCACUGGCUCAAGGAAAUCUGGCAUCCAGACUCCUACUUCAAAAAUGCCAAGCAGGUCACCUUUCAAGAGAUGACUAUACCAAAUCAUUAUGUGUGGCUUUACAACGAUAAUAGCAUCCUCUAUAUGGUCAAGCUAACGCUGGUGCUCUCCUGCGCUAUGAACUUUCACUACUACCCCCACGACAUGCAGCAGUGCUCGAUGAAAAUUGAAAGCUUGUCUCACACCACCGACGACCUGGUGUUCCUGUGGGACCCUAACGUGCCGCUGGAGGUGGAUCCGAUCGAACUGCCGCAGCUGGAUCUAGUCUCCAACAUCACCGGCGACUGCACCCACAUCUACGCCACCGGAAGUUUUACCUGCGUGGAGGUCGUCUUCACCUUCCGCCGCCGCCUGGGCUACUACCUCUUCCACACGUACAUCCCGACGUGUCUGAUCGUCAUCAUGUCUUGGAUCUCGUUCUGGAUCCGGCCGGAGGCUGUGCCGGCCCGUGUCACCUUGGGAGUGACCUCUCUGCUCACGCUCUCAACGCAGCACGCCAAUUCACAGAAGUCUCUGCCGCCCGUGUCUUACAUCAAGGUAAGCCUUUGAACUUUGC
Amphibalanus amphitrite is the source of this 1008-nucleotide messenger RNA. RefSeq names its product glycine receptor subunit alpha-4-like. The record is from RefSeq and is a predicted model, not a curated record. Lineage: Eukaryota; Metazoa; Arthropoda; Thecostraca; Balanomorpha; Balanidae. The coding region runs from base 33 to 1001 and encodes 322 amino acids. Gene Ontology annotation, molecular function: transmembrane signaling receptor activity; chloride channel activity; neurotransmitter receptor activity. Gene Ontology annotation, cellular component: neuron projection; membrane; synapse. The transcript has 7 exons. Gene Ontology annotation, biological process: chloride transmembrane transport; signal transduction; chemical synaptic transmission.